AUGGCCUACAACCCAUCCGGCCGUACUGCACCCCGCGCCUCGCGCGCCUACAGCAUCAUAUCUGAAGACUCAUACGCUGCAACUCCACGCCCCACACCUCCACCGGCAACGCGCCGAGCCGCCUCGCGGGCCCUUAGAGCAAACAGCGCUGUUUCCGACGUGCCGACGCAUGUUGACGGAGGCACACGGCCACCUACUACCCACGAGAGACGAAUAGCAGCACAUUACACUCUACCGCCGACGGUACCAAGUCCAUUUACGGGGACGCUGGAGGCGAGUUUAGACGCGGUGCUAGCUUGGGGCCACGAACAUACCAAUGGCACACAGAAGAUUGUGAACGCCUUGCUGCGGGAAGUAGAUUCCAUGACAAAUUGGCCUAUUUUACUUCGCGGGAUGCUGAUCGACUGCGAUGAUGGUGAUGAUGAGGCGACAGGACGGGGCCGACGUUUGCUCGAAGAGCUGCUGUUUCUCGUGACGAGAACGCUGUUACCGGAACAGAUAGCCGAAAACCGCGCUGCGAUGGCUAGACUGUAUGAUAGGAAGAAGCAGCUGGCUAUUAGGUUGGUGCUGCGCUACGACAUGCUGCGCGAGUGGAAGGUGGACGCUUCGUACCAUCCCUUUCCCGUGCCCUCUCUCCCACCACCGCCUAUCGACCCAGCCGCCCAGCCGGUCUCUGCGAUGAAGAUUGGGCAUCCUCCGGGGUGUUCGACUCGGCGGCCGUUGAUGUCAAAUGUUAUCGCCACAUUGAUCGCCGCUCCGCCUGGUGGAUUCACCACGCAUGGUGUGCGGGAGAGAAUGAAACAUUAUAUUACCGACUUAGACGACUAUUUGCUACUUUCCGAUGACAAGGCGGCCGCCUGGAGCGAUUUGGUGCUCAUUGGAAUGACUAGCCAGAUUGUACUCCAGUGGCAAUGGUUGAGGCAAAACAAUGAGAUGCUGCAGGAGAUGGAGGUUCAAGGCUGGGAGGAGCUAGAUUGCAAGGCAGACGAGUGUGACUGGAUCGCAGACGAUAUCAAGAAGCCGAGUGGGGCGAGGAAAGAGAAGGGUAGCAUGGGCAUUGAUGUAAACGAAUUGGUAUGA
Messenger RNA from Cucurbitaria berberidis CBS 394.84, 1080 nucleotides. RefSeq lists its product as uncharacterized. Bases 1 to 1080 code for a protein of 359 amino acids. The transcript has a single exon. The record is from RefSeq and is a predicted model, not a curated record. NCBI's taxonomy places the organism in Eukaryota, Fungi, Ascomycota, Dothideomycetes, Pleosporales, Cucurbitariaceae.